Molecule: messenger RNA, 3700 nt
Organism: Labeo rohita (rohu)
Lineage: Eukaryota; Metazoa; Chordata; Actinopteri; Cypriniformes; Cyprinidae
Gene: dhrs11a
Product: dehydrogenase/reductase 11a
Exons: 7
Coding region: 259-1029 (256 amino acids)
Source: RefSeq, a predicted model, not a curated record
UUGGAUCCGUGUGUGUCGAGCUGUUCCUGGGUGUUAACGGCAGAAGAUCAGGGAGGGCUGGAGUGAUUUGUUCCCGCCUUAAACACGUUCACUGGUACCACUCUGAAUCAGAGCUAUUACUGCACGGGCGACACUGACACAAAGUAACCGCCGCGCUCAGUUCUGAUACAUUGUUUCAGUUCGGUGCGGAUUAGAACUCAUUGUUACACUGUAACAUCGCGCCGCGCUGAUUGUGAUACACUGUAUCUGCCGCCUCUGAUGAUGGAGCGCUGGAAGGGGAGAGUCGCGCUGGUCACCGGAGCGUCUGUCGGGAUUGGAGCGGCUGUGGCUCGGGCUCUCGUCCAGCACGGAAUGAAGGUGGUCGGAUGUGCUCGGAGCGUGGACAAGAUCGAGAAGUUGGCAGCCGAGUGUCAAAGCGCAGGAUACAGCGGCACUUUGAUCCCGUAUAAGUGUGAUCUGUGCAACGAAGAAGAGAUUCUGUCCAUGUUUUCGGCCAUUAAGACGUUGCAUCAGGGAGUGGACGUGUGCAUCAACAACGCCGGUCUGGCUCACAAUGAACCGCUGCUCAGUGGAAAGACAGAGGGCUGGAGGAAUAUGAUUGAUGUAAACAUACUCGCUCUGGCCAUCUGUACGCGUGAGGCCUACCAGUCCAUGAAGGAGAGACACGUGGAUGACGGUCACAUCAUCAACAUCAACAGCAUGGGGGGUCACAGGAUGGUGCCUAGUGCUGACGAACACUUUUACUGCGCCACUAAAUACGCUGUGACCGCUAUGACAGAGGGACUGAGACAAGAGCUACGGGAGGCCAAAACACACAUCCGAGCCACGUGUAUAUCGCCUGGAAUAGUGGAAACUGAAUUUGCCUUCCGGCAUCACAACAGCGAUCCAGAGAGAGCUGCAGCCGUUUAUGAAAGUAUAAAGUGUUUGAAAGCAGAAGACAUCGCCAGUGCCGUCACAUAUGUCCUGAGCGCGCCUGCUCAUGUACAGAUUGGCGAUGUGCAGAUGCGGCCAGUGGAGCAAGUGUCGUAGGAACGGAUAGGGAACGGGACGUCAUGCGGUGGGCCGACACAAGUGGUGACUGGCAACACCUGCUGGGCAACAACAUGUAUAACACCUAGUUUUAAAGAACUGAUUGAAGGGAAUUGGUUUGGGUUUGCAGAUCGGAUCAAAUCUGAGAAGGCGGCGCUGUGUGGCUCAAUCUGACGCGACGCUCGGACGCUCGAAAGCGAGCCGGAGAGCGCGAUUACCUCUGAUUAAAUUCACAGAUGCACACAGUUUGCUGCCGUCUCAAAUAUAAGGGGAAACUUUCAGCUUUUCUAAAAACACACAACGCGAGAAACUGGAACAAAACGUGUGUUUCUGUCUGACGCGGUCAUCUGAGUCCGAUUAUACCGAGACGAGAACGCCAUGAAUUGCACAUCAUCUUGUGUUUUUUUUUUUUUAAGGUCAUAUUACAUAUCUGAGAGUGUGACGAUAAGAAACAGUGGCGCGGUGCCGGCAGAGAUGAUGUUAAUUACUGUAUUAAUUUUUUAUGAGUAGCCUGUUCUAACUUGAAUUGUAUGUAGAUGUGGUUUUCCGAUCCAGCUACUCUUUGAACGAAUUCAAUCGCAUGAUUUUCAUGAGAGAAACCCGUUUGACUGCGGUCACACUCCGAAUCAGAAAACUGAUGACAAAUGUUGGUUUUUACAUUGAACUUUCACUGAAUGGAAGGUACGACACUGGCUGCUUUCGUAAGAAAACGAGUAUGAAAACACUGUAGUGAGGACUUGAAAAGAAAUAAUACUUGAUAUAAUCGAUUCUUACUGAUUAAACGUGAUUAUGGUUAUUGGUUAUGGAUAAAUUUCCUUUCCUUUUUGCUGUAUGUCACCUUUACGUCUCAAAACAAUCCAAAACUUGAUUUGUUUUUUGUUUUUUUUUCUGUUGAAAUCUUCAUCUUGUUAAUAUUUGGGAAACUACCCUUUGUUUCACCAAUGGAAGCUUACAUUAAAUUAUAAGAAAUAAAUCUGACUUAAUACUUGAAUAUCAUGAAACCUGUCCACAUUUACCAAAAAUAAGACAUUAUUUUGUGACAUUAUUUUCAUAACAAUUAAGCAUAUUAUAAAACAAAAAAAAUUCCUAUUAAUUUUCAGUAUUUAUAAACUACUGUAUUAUUUUUUGUUUUGCCUUUUUAAGCCAAUUUAUUAUGGCAAGGUCUGCUUUUUAUUUAAUACAGUAAAACAAUUACUUAAUGUGUUUAAUUCAAUUCAAUUACAACUUGUUGUUGGUAUUCUUCCAAAAAUUGUAAUAAUGUCACAAUUGAAAUUCUUUAUGCUUUGUGACAUUAUUUGUAUUAUAAUUAAGAAUAUUUCCCCCCGAUUCUAAUUACUGUAAUAAUAAAAAACAAAUCCCAUUGUUGUGUUGGCGUUAAGCAUAUUUUAUUAAAAAAAAUCAUUUAAUUUUUCUUUGAUUUCUAAUAAAUCAACAAAAAUACAUUAUUAUAAACAGAAUAUUUCAAAUCUGCCUAUAUGCAGAUUUAAAUAAAAAUAAUUUUAUUACAUUUUUUUUAAAUGUAAUACAUUAAAACAAUUGCUUAAAAUGCCUAAUUGUGAUUAAAAUAAUGCUACAAUGAAAAAUUCUUUAUGCUUUGUGGCAUUAUUUUAAUUAUAGUUAAGAAUAUUACUCCCCAAUUUUCAUUACUGUAGUAUAAAAACAUCCUAUUAAAUUUAUUGCAUUUCCGGUGUUGGUUUUAGGCAUGUUUUGUUUCUUUAAAAAAUAAUUUAAUUAUUCUUUGAUUUCUAAUAAAUGUCAACAAAAAUGUAUUAUUAUAAACAGAAUAUUUCAGAUCAUGCCUUUACGCAGAUUUAAAUUAAAAUAAUUAGAUUUUUUUUUUUAAAUAUAAUACAGUAAAACAAUUGCUUAAUGUGCUUAACUGAGAUUAAAAUAAUGUCACAAUGAAAAUUCUUUGUGACAUUAUUUUCAUUAUGAUAUUUUCCCCCAAUUCUCAUUACUGUAAUAAAAAAAUGAGGAUUUUUAAAUGUAUUGCAUUUUUUAGGCAUAUUUUGUUUUUGUUUUUUUGUAAAUCAUUAAAUAAAUGUCAACUAAAUAUGUUAUUAUAAAUACAAUAUUUCAGAGAUAUUAAAUGAAAAUAAUUUGUUUUUUUUUUAAUGUAAUAUGUAAUCCAGUAAAACAAUAAUGUGCUUAAUUGCGAUUAAAAAUAAUGUCACAAUGAAAAAUCUUUAUGCUCCUAAAAAGAGGGCUGAUGUUCUUUUUUUUUUUUUUUCUUUUUUUUGGUUUUAUGGUGAAGUGUACAUGUUUUCGUGAGAUUCGUCCACUUGAAUUGGGAUCUUGGUCGUAAAUUUACAGCAGGUUGUGAACAGAGAACAAAGUCUUAAUCUAAAGGUAUUCAGAAAUGUAUCUGUUAUAAUGUAUAAAACCACAUGAACGAUUACCAAUGUUAACAGUAUUUGGUUUGUAUAUUUUUAGCAUGAAUCAAUUCUGAAUUCGCAUGAUUGUCAACUUUUAACGCUUAAGAAAUUGAAGAUGUACAAAAUGAGGAACUCCUGCUGUAAAGGAGAGCAAAAGGGCCAGUUGUUGAACGCAUUGAGGGUGAAGUUCACUGCAUGGACCCUGAGCGAGGGUUUUAUCUCAUGUUGGACUGUUGUUCAGUCAUCUCGCCCAUAAAGGUUAAAACAAACACCUGCUAAUGAGAAUAAAAACAUUA